AGGACGGAAGUUUUCGAAUGAAGGCGCGCGGAAGCUGCAGUUUUUCCGCGAGCAGCAGCAGCAGGAGAAGAAGAGGAGAUGGAUGUUCGGAGGCUGAAAACUAAAGUUUCCGCUGGAUUUAAGAUGCGCGGAUUAAUGCUCCGCCCUGAAGCCAGCAGGUAUCUGGUCGAGGUCUUGGAGUCUGUCAAUGAAUUAGAGCUGGAUGACGUCAUCGAGCGGAUAUUGGAUGCGGUUGAAAAGCAACCUUUGUCCUCUAGCAUGAUUGAGCUCUCUGUAGCUGAAACAGCUGUGCAGGACUGCAGUCAGUCAUGUGAUGAAACCAUAGACAAUGUUUUCAACAUUAUUGGAGCUUUCGACAUACCUAGAUAUAUCUACAGCACAGAAAGGAAGAAGUUUGUACCUAUCAAUAUGACCAAUCAUCCUACACCCUCGUUAUGUGGCCAGGCUAGAGACAAGGCUGAACUCUUUCGGGAGCGCUACACCAUCUUACAGCAGCGGACUCAUAGGCAUGAACUUUUCACUGCUCCUGUAAUUGGCUCAGCCCCAGAUGAAGGGAGGAAUAAAUUCCAGUUAAAAACUGUGGAGGCUCUUUUAGGAAGCACAGCUAAACUGGGAGAAGUUAUUGUUCUUGGCAUGGUGACACAACUUAAAGAGGGAAAGUUUUUCCUUGAAGACCUGACUGGCUCUGUGCAGCUGAACCUUUCCAAGGCACAGUUCCACAGUGGACUUUACACAGAAUCCUGCUUUGUCCUGGCUGAGGGAUGGUAUGAGGACUCAGUCUUCCAUGUUAAUGCCUUUGGAUUCCCUCCAAUCGAGCCCUCCUCUACGACCAGGGCAUAUUAUGGUAAUGUCAAUUUUUUCGGCGGGCCGAGUACCACUUCAGUGAAGGCCUCAGCCAAGCUGAAGCAGCUGGAGGAAGAGAAUGAAGAUGCCAUGUUUGUUGUUGCUUCUGACGUUUGGCUGGACAGUGUGGAGGUCAUGGAAAAGAUUCAGACCAUGUUCUCAGGCUAUUCAGCAGCGCCUCCCACAUGCUUCGUUUUCUGUGGCAACUUCUCUUCGGCCCCGUAUGGCAAGAAUCAGGUCAAGUCAAUGAAAGAGUCUCUGAAAGCUCUCGCUGAUUUAAUUUGUGAACAUCCAAACAUCCACAACAGCAGCCGCUUUGUGUUUGUUCCUGGUCCUGAGGACCCUGGACCCAGUACUAUUUUACCUAGACCUCCCCUUGCUGAAAACAUCACAGAGGAGUUUAGGCAACGAGUCCCAUUCUCUGUGUUCACCACCAACCCUUGCAGAAUCCAGUACUGCAGUCAGGAGAUAGUUGUGAUCCGGGAAGACUUGGUCAACAAGAUGUGCAGAAACUGUGUGAGACUCCCCAGUGGCAAUCUCGACAUUCCCAACCAUUUUGUGAAGACCAUCCUGUCUCAGGGUCAUCUGACUCCUCUGCCGCUUUAUGUCAGUCCAGUGUUCUGGGCGUAUGACUACGCGUUAAGGGUCUAUCCUGUUCCUGACGUGAUCAUCUUUGCUGAUAAAUACGACCCUUUCAGCAUCUCCAGCUCCGACUGCCUCUCCAUCAACCCGGGCUCUUUCCCAAAAAGUGGCUUUUCAUUUAAGGUGUACUACCCAUCCAACAGAACAGUGGAGGACAGCAAACUGCAAGGACUCUGAAGCUGAAUGGACUACGUGAUUGUGGCUUUCCUGUUGUAUAGUUAUAACAGAUCUACCAAAAAGAUCUGCAUCAGUAUGUUUGUCAACUCUUAAGUUCCUCCUGUUUUUUGUGUAUCAAUAUAUCAUAAUAAAUUAAGUAUUUUUAGAAAAAAACAAA
Messenger RNA from Astyanax mexicanus (Mexican tetra), 1819 nucleotides. It is a transcript of the gene pole2, whose product is annotated as polymerase (DNA directed), epsilon 2. The coding region runs from base 79 to 1662 and encodes 527 amino acids. Lineage: Eukaryota; Metazoa; Chordata; Actinopteri; Characiformes; Acestrorhamphidae. Gene Ontology annotation, molecular function: DNA binding. The transcript has 19 exons. Gene Ontology annotation, biological process: error-prone translesion synthesis; DNA-templated DNA replication. The record is from RefSeq and is a predicted model, not a curated record. Gene Ontology annotation, cellular component: epsilon DNA polymerase complex.